Nicotiana tabacum (common tobacco) is the source of this 1281-nucleotide messenger RNA. RefSeq names its product reticulon-like protein B5. NCBI's taxonomy places the organism in Eukaryota, Viridiplantae, Streptophyta, Magnoliopsida, Solanales, Solanaceae. Gene Ontology annotation, biological process: response to bacterium. The record is from RefSeq and is a predicted model, not a curated record.
UAUUGCAUCACUGCAUGCAUAAUGCAGCCCUUCUAUGAAUUACUUAUUCUUCUUCAAAUGAUUUGAUUUUCCAUCUGAGUUUUCACGUGUAAAAUUAAUAACUUUUUCAAUAGUCGUUUGGUUCAACUGUAGGAUCCCAUUGGCUAGGUCAUCCCAUGGGAUAUAUCAUUUUGGUAUAAAAUCUAUCCCGGAUAACUAAUAUAUAUAACCAAACACGAGAUAAAUACAAACCCAAAUUCUAUCUCUAAUGGAUAUAUGUAAUUUUUGUUAAUAGAAAGGAGUUUCUAAAACAAAAGUUGUUAUUAUGCUUCCGAUAAUUAAUUUGUAACCUAUUUUCAGUCCCGGGGUCACCAUGUCCGAUCCAGUGGAGGAAAUUGUUCCUGAUUCUUCAGCGAAAGAGGUGCCAGGGACCGUUGAUCACCGUGAUUAUUCUUCUUCAUCAUCCACCGAUGGCGAUGAUUUUCGACGCCCCACCAACGAGAAGCCUCACCUCUUUGGCCGCCAGAAACCUGUCCAUGCCGCCCUAGGCGGUGGCAAACCCGCUGAUAUUUUGCUGUGGAGGAACAAGCAGAUUUCAGCAGGGAUGCUUGCUGCUGCCACUGUCAUAUGGCUGCUCUUCGAAUGGAUUGGUUAUCAUUUGCUCACUUUUAUUUGCCAUUCUCUCAUACUUACCUUGGCCAUCUUGUUCUUUUGGUCAAAUAUCUCCCACUUCGUCAAUAAGACUCCUAUGGAAUUUCCAGAGAUUUUAUUGCCAGAGAAAUUAUGGACUGAGGUUGCUCUCCUGUUGAGGGACAGAUUCAACUGGGCAUUUGGUGUCUUCUGGGAAGUGGCUUCUGGAAAGGAUUUGAAGAAGUUCCUAUAUAGUAUUUUAGGCUUGUGGAUUGUGUCUAUCGUUGGCAGCUGGUUCGAUUUUCUGACCCUUGUUUACAUCUUAUUUGUCAUGCUGUUGAUAGUACCCUGGUUCUAUGAGAAACAUGAAGAUCAAGUGGAUAUCUAUGCACAGAAGGCCAAAAAAGAACUCAAGAGACAGUACAGUCAUUUGGAUGAGAAGGUUCUUCAGAAACUACCAAAAGUUCCUUUUGUUAAAGACAGUAAGCAGCAGUGAUGACAUUCUAUUCCCAGGCAGAUAAAGCAUCACAGUAGGAGUGUCCUUUUUCUUUUUAUAACCAGAACUAUUCUAAGAGUUAUUAUGCUUAUCCAUUUUAACUAUGAGCUACUGCUAAGUGUUUUCCCCCCUCAAUCCCUAUCUAUUCUUUUCUUUCUUUUCUUGUUGGAUAGUUA